This is a messenger RNA of Salpingoeca rosetta, 1575 nucleotides long. RefSeq lists its product as uncharacterized. Gene Ontology annotation, biological process: 7-methylguanosine mRNA capping. Bases 21 to 1340 code for a protein of 439 amino acids. Gene Ontology annotation, molecular function: mRNA 5'-cap (guanine-N7-)-methyltransferase activity. NCBI's taxonomy places the organism in Eukaryota, Choanoflagellata, Craspedida, Salpingoecidae. Gene Ontology annotation, cellular component: nucleus. The record is from RefSeq and is a predicted model, not a curated record. The transcript is spliced from 10 exons.
ACUGCAACCACACAGCAGCGAUGAGCCACCACACCACACAGCGCCACUACGACCAGCAUGCCGGCGUGGAGGGAGCGGCGCAACACUGGCGUGAGAGCCGAACCAAGGACCUGCGACGCUUUCACAACAACGUCAAGCGGCGCAUGAUCAACCGCCUCUCCUUUAACACCGAACAGCAUGUCGACAUCGCCUGCGGCAGAGGCGGGGACAUCCGCAAGUGGUGCGACGCACAAAUCCACCACGUCGUUGGUGUCGACUUGUCGCCAGCACAAGUGGUGGAGGCCCAGGAACGCGCACAGCUGAUUGCUGAGGAGUACAGAUCGCGCGGACAAGAAGUUGCCACUCGAUGCGAAUUCUUCCACACCCCAAAUCUUGGCGUGCGACCUCUGGCAUGGCCGCGCCAGUUCGACACCGCGUCAUGCAUGUUCUCUGCCCACUACCUGUUCCACACGCGGGAGACAGCACGCAACUUCUUUCGUAAUGUCUCGCUGGCGCUCAAAGAUGGCGGGCGCUUCUACGGCAUCUUCACAUCUGCACAGGCCGUCCUCUCCCUUCUCAACAAGAAGAGCGAGUACCGGUCUGAGCUGCUGCGUGUGCGCCAGCAGUGGGAGCACGACUACGCGUCCUUUGGCUCCCCGUACACGUUCGCCAUUCUCCACACCGUGACAAACGACAAUCUGAUGGCAGAUGAGUUGGGCGAAGGCACGCCAGAGUACCUCACGUUCUUCGGCGUGUUCACCAAGGUUGCGGCGGAGUUUGGUCUGUAUCCAGACACAGCGUUUGACUGGGAGUGUCCUGCGACGCAGCGGUGGGACCGACAGCGAGACAUUUUCGACCGCGACCCGCCGUACAGGAAGCACGAGGGGUUCCGGUACCUGCGCCCCAGGUAUGACGAGCGACGCAACCCGCGCGACGCUGCGGAUAUGGCCACCAUCACCCGGCUGUACGCCGCGUAUGUGUUUGUGAAGGACACGCGGCGGUUGCAGAGCGAGCGGGCGCGGGAGGAGGUGGUGCAGAUUCCCCACGACGCAGCGCGGCUGUAUCAGCCCGGGGAGGCCGAGGAGCAAGCAGCAGCACGGGCAGUGGCGGCAGAGCAGGGGCAGCAGGAACAGCAGGUGGAAGAGCAGGUGGAUGAUGACGGUGAUGGUGGUGAUCAAGGCGGGGAUCAAGGCGCCGUGGAGAAGAAACCGAAGCAGGAAGGCCAUCGGGAGGAGGCUGUAGGACCUCGGAAGCAUCCAGAUCAGCAUCCAGAUCAGCAGCUUCAAGCACAAGAGCAGCAGCAAGGACAGGAGCAAGCGGCACAGUCGCGGGCGAAGCGCAGAUACGAUGAGAGCCAGUGAUGACAUGAGGCACAUCUACCAACGCAUUUGAGCUGCACCACAACAGCGGACUGCUGGUUUGUCGUUCAUUCUUUAUUGUGAUGUUGGCUUCAACCCGAUGCUGGGAGGCACACGAGGGCAGGCGGGGCGACAUGGGCAGGCCACACAGACGCGCACAACCCGCACUCGCCACACAAGGCCUGGCCGUCGCCACACCCAACACGCUGUUCUGCUUCUUCUAAACAGGCAAACACAC